This is a messenger RNA of Rhinolophus ferrumequinum (greater horseshoe bat), 1383 nucleotides long. Its product is annotated as SCO-spondin-like. Gene Ontology annotation, cellular component: extracellular matrix. NCBI's taxonomy places the organism in Eukaryota, Metazoa, Chordata, Mammalia, Chiroptera, Rhinolophidae. The record is from RefSeq and is a predicted model, not a curated record. The transcript is spliced from 10 exons.
AUGGAGAGCCUCCCCUCGGAUCCUCGCACCCCUUGUCCAUCGGACAGCCCCCGCCCCUUUCCCCAGCCCGUGCCCUUUCCUUCAGCUCCCCGUCACUCCGCUGCCCUCGACCCCCCUGACCCCCCAGCGGAGCCCUCCUUCCCCAGUGCCAUCCCCUCCCUCUUCCAGCCCGCGCCCCUCCCGGGCCCUUUCAUUCCCCUGCACCCCUCCCCACCCCCUCCUGUGCCCCCUAUCCCCGGGGCUGUCACCUGCACGGAGCGGGCAGUGACUGAGUGUCGAGACCAUCAGGUGGACCUGGUGCCCUGCACCAACCUUUACCAUUACCGGCACCAGGGCUGGCGGCUGGACCUGUCCUGGAGUGGACAUGUGGGGCUCUGUCCCAUCUACAAGCCCCCAGAAAUUUGGCCUGCUGCAUGGAACUGGACAGUGAGGGCUUGCUGCCCAGGCUGGGGGGGCACACACUGCACCCUGGCCCUUGCAGAAGCCAGCCAAGAGGGUCACUGCUUUGCCAUGUGGCAGCGCCAGCCUCGAGCAGGCUCAGCGAAUGCUUCUGCAGGAAGCCUGGAGGAGUGCUGUGCCCAACCUUGGGGACACAGCUGGCAGGAUGGCCGCUUCCAGGCCUGCCUCAGCUGCUCCAGCCAACAGCUGCCAGGUGGCACCCCCUCUCCAGCACUCCUGCAGCCGCUGGCAGGAGCUGUGGCCCAACUCUGGGGACAGCGCCAGCGUCCCUCGACCACCUGUGCCACGUGGUCCGGCUUCCACUACCGCACCUUUGACGGGCGCCACUACGACUUCCUGGGCCGCUGCACCUACCUGCUGGCGGGAGCUGCUGAUUCUACCUGAGCUGUCUACCUUGAGCCCAGAGGCCAUUGUCCCCAGCCUGGGCACUGUCCGCUGGCCCGGGGGAUGAUGGGAACCGAAGAAGUGCUGAUCCAGGGUGGAAAUGUCUCUGUGAACCGGCAGCUGGUACCAGAUGGGGAGUCUCGGCUGCUCCCUGGGCUGAGUCUGCAGUGGCAAGGGGGCUGGCUGGUGCGGUCAGGGGCUUUGGGGGUCAUUGUACGGCUGGACAGAUCCAAUUUGAUCUCCAUUUCCGUAGACCACAAGCUCCAUGGAGAGACUCAAGGCCUCAGUGGGGUCUACGAUGGCCGGCCUGAGGAUGACUUCUUGGAGCCAGGUGGGGCGCUGGCUGCGUUAAUUGCCACCGUUGGGAAUUCCUGGAUGCUCCCUGAGUCAGAGCCUGGGUGUCUGGAUGCAGUGGAGGCAGCCCAGGGCUGUGAGGACCCCCUGAAGGGCACAGAGGCAGGUGUGGAGUCUGGCCAGCUGUAGGCUGAAGCCCAGGAUGUGUGCCACCAGCUGCUGGAUGGUCCCUUCAGGGAAUGCCGU